Messenger RNA from Penicillium waksmanii, 942 nucleotides. Its product is annotated as Enoyl-CoA hydratase AKT3-1. Bases 1 to 942 code for a protein of 313 amino acids. The record is from RefSeq and is a predicted model, not a curated record. Lineage: Eukaryota; Fungi; Ascomycota; Eurotiomycetes; Eurotiales; Aspergillaceae. The transcript has 3 exons.
AUGCCGACCGCUACUGCCAUCGACCUUCCAGUCUCAUAUGAAGCCCUCGAGCUGACACAUAUCAAAAUCUCCCACUACCCACUUGGUGCGCCUGCUGCCACGCCAGUCAUCCUAAUCACAUUGAAUCGACCUGAGAAGAAUAAUGCAUUCACCCCACAGAUGGCAGAUAGCCUGACCCAGGUGUUCAACCUAUUCCAUAUCGAUCGUCGGGUCAAGGCCGUUGUGCUCACCGGAGCUGGGAGGAUGUUCUGCGCUGGAUCCGAUCUCGAGAUUGGUUUUGGUAAUGGAGGAGGAAAAGCUGUUGAUUUCCGAGAUAUUGGAGGGCGAGUUGCGCUGGCAAUGCAUCGAUGCCACAAACCCACCAUCGUCGCGCUUCAAGGCUCCGCUGUGGGUGUCGGUAUGACUAUGACUUUACCAGCUGCAAUCCGGAUCUGUCAUGAAAAGAGCAAGUAUGGGUUCGUUUUCACCCGGCGUGGGCUGACGAUUGAAUCCUGCGCAUCUUACUUUUUGCCUCGCUUGGUAGGAUUCUCCAAGGCAAUGCAUUUGAUCACUACUGGUGGCGUUUACCCUCCGCAGAACCAGUAUUUUGGUGAUCUCUUUGCCGAGGUUCUCCCGGAUGCAGCCCAGGUACUGCCCCGCGCGUUGGAAUUGGCACAAGAUAUCGCGGAGAAUGUGAGUCCAUUGGCAUCUUCGAUGAGUCGAGCCUUGAUGUGGGAAGGUCCACGUUCUCCUGAAGAAGCGCAUCUCCUGGAAUCGCGAGUUUUCCAUCAUAUGGUUGGGCAGAGUGACUAUAAAGAGGGAGUGGGUUCGUUCUUGGAAAAGCGCAAGGCUCGGUUUGAGACGGAUCCACGAGAGGAUUGUCCUUCUGAUUUUCCAUGGUGGUCAGAGACAAAGAUCUCUCUUGAGCCGAGUGCCUCGAAGGGUUCAAGUUCUAAAUUAUGA